Perognathus longimembris pacificus (Pacific pocket mouse) is the source of this 1203-nucleotide messenger RNA. It is a transcript of the gene Nmur2, whose product is annotated as neuromedin U receptor 2. NCBI's taxonomy places the organism in Eukaryota, Metazoa, Chordata, Mammalia, Rodentia, Heteromyidae. Gene Ontology annotation, molecular function: neuromedin U receptor activity. Gene Ontology annotation, biological process: G protein-coupled receptor signaling pathway. The coding region runs from base 1 to 1203 and encodes 400 amino acids. The transcript is spliced from 4 exons. Gene Ontology annotation, cellular component: plasma membrane. The record is from RefSeq and is a predicted model, not a curated record.
AUGGACACGCUCGGCAGCGUCUCCGUCAUCCCCCCACCGGAAGCCGAGGACCCCCUGACGACCUGUCUGAACAGCACCGAGGAGUACCUGGCCUGCGUCUACGGCCCCCGGCGCAGCCCCCUGUGCCUGCCCGUGUCGGCGGUGUACGCGCUCAUCUUCCUGGCGGGGGUGGCGGGCAAUGCGCUGGUGUGCCUGGUGAUCGUCCGGCACCAGGCCAUGAGGACGCCCACCAACUACUACCUCUUCAGCCUGGCCGUGUCGGAUCUGCUGGUCCUGCUGCUGGGCCUGCCCCUGGAGACCUACGAGCUGUGGCACAACUACCCCUUCCCGCUGGGGCCCGCGGGCUGCUGGUUCAAGACGGCGCUGUUCGAGACCGGGUGCUUCGCCUCGGUGCUCGGCGUGGCCGCCGUCAGCGUGGAGCGCUACGUGGCCGUCGUGCACCCGUUCCAGGCCAAGCUGGACAGCACCCGCCGGCGGGCCCUGCGCGUCCUGGGCGCCAUCUGGAGCCUGUCCGUCGUCUGCUCGCUGCCCAACGCCGGCGUGCACGGUAUCCGGCUCCAGCAUUUCCCCAACGGGUCCCUGGUGCCCGGCUCUGCCACCUGUGCGGUCAUCACGCCCAUGUGGAUCUACAACUUCAUCGUCCAGGUCACCUCCUUCCUCUUCUACCUCCUCCCCAUGGUCCUCAUCAGCAUCCUCUACUUGCUCAUGGGGCUCAGGCUGAAGAAAGACAAAUCCCUGGAGGCUGAAGAAACGACUGUAAAUAUUCACAGACCCUCUCGCAAACCAGUCACCAAGAUGCUGUUCGUCCUGGUCCUGGUGUUCGCCGUGUGCUGGACCCCCUUCCACAUUGACCGGCUGUUCUUCAGCUUUGUGGAGGAGUGGACUGAGUCUCUGGCAGUGGCCUUCAACCUCACCCAUGUGGUGUCAGGUGUGUUCUUCUACCUGAGCUCAGCGGUCAAUCCCAUCAUCUAUAACCUCCUGUCUCGUCGCUUCCAAACAGCAUUUCGGAAUGUCAUCUCCUGCAAACUGAGGUGUGUCUGGAAUCGUACCCCAGUGCCACCUGCCCACAGGGACAUCAUCCUGACAGAGUGCCACCUUGUGGAGCUGACCGAAAAGGCAGUGCCCCGGUUCCCCUGUCAAUCAUCCAUCUGCCACUCACCAGCCCCUGCAGCCCUCUGUACUGAGGCUGAUCCCGCCCCAUGA